Microthlaspi erraticum is the source of this 585-nucleotide messenger RNA. Lineage: Eukaryota; Viridiplantae; Streptophyta; Magnoliopsida; Brassicales; Brassicaceae. The record is from the annotation of a GenBank genome assembly.
AUGGCGGAGGAGCAAAAGACAACUAAGGUUGACGUUGAAUCUCCGACGGUUUUAGCUCCGGCGAAGGAACCAACUCAUAUUCCGGUGGAAGCUUCUAAAGACGUGUCGGAGGAGAAAAUUCACAAACCACCUCCCGUUGAGUCACAAGCUCUUGCCGUUGUCGAAAAACCAAUUGAGGAGCAUACACCGAAGAAAACUUCAUCUGGUUCGGCCGAUAGAGACGUGAUACUUGCGGACUUGGAAAAGGAGAAGAAAACGUCAUUCAUCAAAGCAUGGGAAGAGAGUGAGAAGUCAAAGGCUGAGAACAAGGCACAAAAGAAGAUAUCUGAUGUGCUUGCUUGGGAGAACAGCAAGAAAGCAGCCACUGAAGCCCAACUGAGGAAGAUUGAGGAAAAACUAGAGAAGAAAAAGGCACAGUAUGGAGAGAAAAUGAAGAACAAAGUGGCUGCGAUUCACAAGCUAGCAGAAGAGAAGAGAGCAAUGGUUGAAGCCAAACGAGGAGAAGAUCUUCUUAAAGCUGAGGAAUCAGCUGCUAAGUACAGAGCCACUGGCAUCGUACCAAAGGCUACUUGUGGAUGUUUCUAA